AUGAUUUGGGAAGUCACUGUGUUGUUCAGCUUGGUCCUGGGAAUUGGUGCUGUUCCCCUGGAUGACCCUGAGGAUGGAGGCAAGCACUGGGUGGUGAUUGUCGCAGGAUCAAAUGGCUGGUAUAAUUACAGGCACCAGGCAGAUGCGUGCCACGCCUACCAGAUCGUUCACCGAAAUGGAAUCCCUGAUGAGCAGAUCAUCGUGAUGAUGUAUGAUGACAUCGCCAACUCUGAAGACAAUCCCACCCCGGGAGUUGUGAUCAACAGGCCCAACGGCUCAGACGUGUACCAGGGCGUGGUGAAGGACUACACGGGCGAGGAUGUCACCCCGAAGAAUUUCCUUGCUGUGUUGAGAGGUGAUGCAGAAGCAGUGAAGGGCGUAGGGUCUGGAAAGGUCUUAAAGAGUGGCCCCCGGGACCACGUGUUCGUUUACUUCACGGAUCACGGAGCCACUGGAAUACUGGUGUUUCCUAACGAGGAUCUUCAUGUAAAGGACCUGAAUGAGACCAUCCAUUACAUGUACGAACACAAGAUGUACCAAAAGAUGGUGUUCUACAUUGAGGCCUGUGAGUCUGGGUCCAUGAUGAACCACCUGCCACCCGACAUCAAUGUUUAUGCAACUACGGCUGCCAACCCCAAGGAGUCGUCCUAUGCAUGUUACUAUGAUGAGCAGCGGUCCACGUACCUGGGGGACUGGUACAGUGUCAACUGGAUGGAAGAUUCAGACGUGGAGGAUUUGACCAAAGAGACCCUCCACAAGCAGUACCAGCUGGUGAAAUCCCACACAAACACCAGCCACGUCAUGCAGUAUGGGAACAAGUCCAUCUCUGCCAUGAAGUUGAUGCAGUUUCAGGGUAUGAAACACAAAGCUAGCUCUCCCAUCUCGCUGCCCCCCGUCAGUCGCCUUGACCUCACUCCAAGCCCCGAGGUGCCACUCACCAUCAUGAAAAGGAAGCUGAUGAGCAGCAACGAUCUGCAGGAGUCCAGGCGUCUUGUCCAGAAGAUCGACAGGCAUCUGGAGGCCAGGAAUAUCAUUGAGAAGUCAGUGCAGAAGAUUGUCACCUUGGUCUCAGGGUCUGCCGCCGAGGUGGACAGGCUCCUGUCCCAGAGAGCCCCGCUCACAGAUCACGCGUGCUACCAGAUGGCCGUGUUACACUUCCGCUCACACUGCUUCAACUGGCACAACCCCACGUAUGAGUAUGCUUUGAGACAUUUGUACGUGCUGGUCAACCUUUGUGAAAACCCUUAUCCGAUUGACAGAAUAAAAUUGUCCAUGAACAAGGUGUGCCUUGGUUACUACUGA
Rangifer tarandus platyrhynchus (Svalbard reindeer) is the source of this 1302-nucleotide messenger RNA. The record is from the annotation of a GenBank genome assembly. Lineage: Eukaryota; Metazoa; Chordata; Mammalia; Artiodactyla; Cervidae.